Molecule: messenger RNA, 1596 nt
Organism: Chaetomium globosum CBS 148.51
Lineage: Eukaryota; Fungi; Ascomycota; Sordariomycetes; Sordariales; Chaetomiaceae
Exons: 2
Coding region: 1-1596 (531 amino acids)
Biological process (GO): positive regulation of proteasomal ubiquitin-dependent protein catabolic process; protein polyubiquitination; ubiquitin-dependent protein catabolic process
Cellular component (GO): ubiquitin ligase complex; cytoplasm
Molecular function (GO): zinc ion binding; ubiquitin conjugating enzyme binding; ubiquitin protein ligase activity
Source: RefSeq, a predicted model, not a curated record
AUGACAUCUCCGGCGACGAAGGUUUGUCGUUCUGGCGAUCAUGGCCGGCAUUUCGGCUCGUUUGUUCCUCCGAGGGGUGCUAACGUUACUGGUUCUGUAGACUUCGCCUUCGACGAUGAACCUGAUGUAGAUAUCGACUCACAAAAGGAAAUCGGAUAUAAAAAGAAAGCCGCCUAUGAUAUCAGCUUCAGGGUCUUUCAGCCGAGCGAUAUCCAGAGACAACAAGACGAGCUGAUCGACGAGGUCAACAUGAUCCUGGAUAUCUCCAAAGCAGAGGCGGCCAUCCUCCUUCGAUAUUUCAGGUGGAAUAAGGAGCGGUUGAUUGAAGACUAUAUGGACAGGCCAAGCCAAGUUCUCGAUGCUGCCGGCCUUUCCCAGUCGACAGCCGGUCCACCCAGGAUGAAAAUCAUCCCCAACUUUGUCUGCGACAUCUGCUGCGAAGACGAGCCCGGACUGGAGUCGUUUGCCCUCAAGUGCGGUCACAGGUACUGUGUGGACUGCUAUCGCCACUACCUGUCGCAGAAGAUUCAAGGAGAGGGUGAAGCAGCCCGCAUCCAAUGCCCCUCCGAGGGUUGCACAAUCAUCAUCGACGCCCGAUCGUUGGAUCUUCUCGUCACGCCAGAGUUGACCGAACGGUACCACGAAUUGCUCCAUCGAACCUACGUGGAAGACAAGGAAACACUCAAAUGGUGUCCCGCACCAGACUGCCAAAAUGCCGUCGAAUGCGGCGUGAAAAAGAAAGACCUCGACAAGGUGGUUCCCACCGUCUCCUGUCUCUGCAGCCACCGGUUCUGUUUUGGUUGUAUAUUAAACGACCACCAACCGGCGCCGUGCGAGUUAGUAAAGAAGUGGCUGAAGAAGUGUGCCGAUGACUCAGAGACUGCCAACUGGAUAUCGGCCAAUACUAAGGAGUGUCCGAAGUGCAACAGUACAAUCGAAAAGAACGGCGGCUGCAAUCACAUGACUUGCCGGAAAUGCAAGCACGAGUUCUGCUGGAUGUGCAUGGGGCUUUGGUCUGAACACGGCACGAGCUGGUACAACUGCAACCGGUUCGAAGAGAAGAGCGGGCUGGACGCCAGAGACGCGCAAGCUAAAUCCCGAGUGUCUCUGGAACGUUACUUGCAUUACUACAACCGGUACGCCAACCACGAUCAAUCAGCUCGCCUAGACAAGGACAUCUACCACAAGACGGAAAAGAAGAUGGUACAGCUACAGAAGGAAUCGGGUAUGUCCUGGAUCGAGGUGCAGUACCUGAACUCCGCCUCGCAGGCGCUCCAGACGUGCCGCCAGACCCUGAUGUGGACGUAUGCUUUUGCCUUCUAUCUCGCCCGCAACAACUUGACCGAGAUCUUUGAAGACAACCAAAAGGAUCUGGAAAUGGCUGUCGAGGCUCUCUCCGAGAUGUUUGAAAAGCCGAUAUCAGAACUCGCCGACUCGAAACUCAAGGUGGAAAUCAUGGACAAGACGUCGUACUGCAACAAGCGCAGGGUGAUUCUUCUCGACGAUACUGCCCAGAACCUGGCUGAAGGACGGUGGACCUUCAAUAUCGAAUUGACUGGCGCCAUGCCUAACAGCGGGCCGAGCGCUCAGCGUUAG